Plasmodium knowlesi strain H is the source of this 441-nucleotide messenger RNA. RefSeq names its product AN1-type zinc finger protein, putative. NCBI's taxonomy places the organism in Eukaryota, Apicomplexa, Aconoidasida, Haemosporida, Plasmodiidae. The record is from RefSeq and is a predicted model, not a curated record. The transcript is spliced from 5 exons. Gene Ontology annotation, cellular component: cytoplasm. Gene Ontology annotation, molecular function: zinc ion binding. The coding region runs from base 1 to 441 and encodes 146 amino acids.
AUGGCGUACUUCUCCGACUUCGCGAGAAAGUGUGAUCUGGACGGAUGUAGAUACCAUGACUUUCUCCCCUUUAAAUGUGAAUACUGCGGUUUAAGUUUUUGCGAACUGCACAGAAACAUUCAAGACCACUCCUGCGCCAAGGCCAACGCAGCAGAUUUAAAACGAGUCGUUCUGUGCGACCACUGCAAUGGGGUUCUCCCCGAUAAAGACGAAGAAAUAAAAAAUCACGUAAGUCACAAAUGCACCUUUAAGAAGAAGAACAAGUCCCUGGUGAUGUGCGGCAAGAAGGGCUGCAAAACGGUCCUGAAUGGCAUCAACAAUUACACCUGCAAGAAAUGCAAAAGGAUGUUCUGCCUGUCCCACCGCUACUUCGACACGCACGGGUGUGUUAAGGAGAACUCCAAGAAGAGUUUUUUCGAAAAGUAUUUGUUCUUUUUAUAG